This is a messenger RNA of Antrostomus carolinensis (chuck-will's-widow), 1111 nucleotides long. RefSeq names its product inactive N-acetylated-alpha-linked acidic dipeptidase-like protein 2. The record is from RefSeq and is a predicted model, not a curated record. Lineage: Eukaryota; Metazoa; Chordata; Aves; Caprimulgiformes; Caprimulgidae. The transcript is spliced from 9 exons. The annotation marks the transcript as partial.
UCAACAGGCAAAAAAAUAAUCAGUCUGAAUAUUCAGUCUGUAACAACUUACAAGACAAUUUCUAACGUUAUUGGAUAUUUAAAAGGAACUGUAUUUCCUGACAGAUAUGUCAUCAUUGGUAGUCAUCACAACAGUUUCAAUACUUAUGGUGGACAAGAAUGGGCCAGUAGCACUGCUAUCAUCACAGCAUUUAUACAAGCCUUGAUGUUGAAAGUUAAGAGAGGCUGGAAACCUGACCGGACCAUUGUUUUCUGCUCAUGGGGAGGAACUUCAUUUGGGAACAUUGGUUCAUAUGAAUGGGCAGAGGAUCUCAAGAGAGUUCUUCAAAGAAAUGUUGUGGCUUACAUUAGCCUUCAUAAUCCGGUCAGAGGCAACUCAACUUUACACCCUGUUGCAUCCCCUUCUCUUCAGCAACUGGCAGCAGAGAGCCAGAGCUUCAACUGUGUGGAAAAGACCAAAUGUCCAGGAUCUAAUGUGAGUUCUGUGCAGAUACAGGGAGAUUCAGAUUAUUUCAUCAACCAUCUUGGAGUACCUGCCAUGCAGUUUUCUUAUGAAGACAUCAAAACAUCAGAGAAUUCUAGUUUUCUCUCCGAAGCUCUUUUUCCUGUACAUACAACAAAAACUGAAGAGCUGGAUCCCUCCUUCAGCCUGCACGAGACCAUUGCAAAGCUAACAGGACAAGUGACUUUGCAAAUUGCCAAUGAACCAGUUUUGCCGUUUAAUGCCCUCGACAUCGCGUUAGAAGUUCAGAACAGUCUUAAAGUAAUAACAGGUGAUGAAGUAGACAUUCCUCAGUUGCUCGCAAUGGCAUCACGUCUGAGGGACACCGCAGAAUUGUUCCAAUCAGAUGAGAUGCGCCCAGCUAAUGACCCCAAGGAGCGAGCUCCUAUCAGAGUCAGGAUGCUCAAUGAUGUGCUACAAAACUUGGAGAAAAGCUUCCUGGUUCAUCGAGCUCCUCCAGGAAUUUACAGGUCUUCGCACGGAGAGCUUGUGUCUUUUACCCGAAAGGUGCAGCACUUGUGUGGCGUUGGAACAACGAGUAAUAAUAUUGCAAAGAAAUGUGAUAAUCAAGAAAACUUCAUAGAGUAUCAGGCACAGGACACUCAGUGCA